CUUGCCACUCGAAUCAUCCUGAGAAGUCGAGAGGAUACUCUUCCAAUCGAUUCGUAAGCUUCUCAACCAUCAAGAUAAAGAUGUCUCAGCAAGAUCUUCAAAACGGGAGUCCAGAAGUUAAAGAGCCUGCUCUCAAGGUUCAGAGGAUCGACCAAAAUGGCGUUUCUGAAGUUUUCCACGACAUCCCUCUUUUGAGGGUGAAGAGGCUAUCGGAAAAAGCUGUUUUGCCUUCAAGGGCAUCGCCUCUCUCAGCAGGCUACGAUCUCUCUAGUGCGGCAGAGACUAAAGUCCCACCGAAGGGGAAAGCCCUGGUUCCGACUGAUCUGAGCAUCAGCAUACCCGAAGGGACAUACGCCCGUAUCGCACCACGAUCGGGUCUGGCGUGGAAACAUUCAAUUGAUGUGGGGGCUGGUGUGAUAGACGCCGAUUAUAGAGGUCCUGUUGGGGUGAUUCUUUUCAACCAUUCCGAUUUCGAUUUUCAAGUAAAGCCCGGUGAUCGGAUUGCCCAGUUGAUCAUUCAGAAGAUAAUGACGCCAGAAGUUUUGGAGGUUGAAGAUUUGGAUUCAACUGUAAGGGGCGCUGGGGGAUUUGGGUCUACGGGUGUUUGAUCUAUUGCUUUUGUUUGUUCUUAAAAGGAGUGUUCUGCCGUAUAUUCUCUCAAUUUUUGGUAUUCUGUGAUUCGUUGGAGAAUUAGGGCGAAUGGGUAGCGUGCUAUAUCUUACGUGACUCGAAGCGAGCACUUCCAUGAUUUA
Nelumbo nucifera (sacred lotus) is the source of this 752-nucleotide messenger RNA. RefSeq names its product deoxyuridine 5'-triphosphate nucleotidohydrolase-like. Gene Ontology annotation, molecular function: dUTP diphosphatase activity; magnesium ion binding. Lineage: Eukaryota; Viridiplantae; Streptophyta; Magnoliopsida; Proteales; Nelumbonaceae. The record is from RefSeq and is a predicted model, not a curated record. Gene Ontology annotation, biological process: dUMP biosynthetic process; dUTP catabolic process.